AUUGCCGUGUUUGACCCCAAAAGCCAUUUAAGAGAGAGAAUUCCGCAGCAGACAUUCAAGAGCUUGUUUUAGAGAGAGAAUUUGUUAGAGAGAGAAUUUGGAGAUUUGAGAUUUAUUGUUCUAAAUUUGGGGUUUCUAAGUCAAAAUCAACUCAGUUUUUUUUAAAAUAUUUUUUUAAAAAUAUUUUCCAGUGUUCUUUCUCAGUAAUUUCUUAAUCAAAGUUUCAAUUUUGGAUUCUUGGGUAUCUUCAGAACAUCAUAAGAUUUCUGGGUUUAAUUUAUUUUUGUUUUCUGAAUUUAAUUGUGUAUGUGAGUUUCUAGGGAGAGAAAGUGGUAGAUUUUUAGAGAGAGAAAGAGAUGAACAGAGGAAAUGGGGAGAUGAGAAAUGUAAAUAGUGCUAUUGAGACCAUCAACGCAGCUGCUACUGCGAUCGCUUCUGCCGAGUCUCGGGUCCCACCUUCCUCUAUUCAGAAACGAAGGUGGAGUGGGUGCUUGAGCACAUAUUGGUGUUUUGGCUCGCAAAAGAACAGCAAAAGAUUUGGACAUGCUGUCCUUGUCCCUGAGCCAACACCCCAGGGAAACGGAGUUGCUGCUGCACCGCCUGAACAUGCAACUCAACCGCCUUCCUUUAGAAUGCCUUUUGUUGCUCCUCCCUCAUCUCCUGCAUCCUUUCUUCCUUCAGAACCACAAUCAGCACUACAGUCUCCUGCCGCCUCUGUAGGUCUCAACUCUCACUCUCCUAACGUGUACUCUCCUGGUGGACCACGCUCCAUUUUUGCCAUUGGCCCAUAUGCCCACGAGACCCAGUUAGUCACUCCUCCUGUCUUCUCCACCUACACUACCGAACCAUCCACUGCCCCAUUUACUCCACCCCCCGAGUCAGUUCACCUGACAACUCCUUCCUCUCCCGAGGUGCCGUUUGCUAGACUUCUUGAUCCUAUUCACCGUAACGGGGAUGCAGGUCAUAGGUUCCCCCCUUCACAUUAUGAUUUCCAAUCCUACCUUCUCCAUCCUGGAAGCCCUGUGGGCCCCCUCAUUUCACCUGGUUCUGCUGUUUCUGGUUCAGGCACAUCCUCACCCUUUCCCGACCCUUACUUUCCUGAUAUACGGUAUGGAGUCCCUCAGAAGCUGCUAACCCUUGAAAAGGGGCCUAUGCGUGAAUGGGGUUCGCAGCAAGCAUCGGGCUCUGUGACCCCAGAUGCCAUAUGGCCCAAGUCUCGAGACAAAGUCCUUUUGGAUCGACAAGAUUCUGUGGUUUCAUCCCUUCCAAAUAUACCAAAUGGACAUAGAAACAAUGAUUAUCUCGUUGAUCACCGAGUCUCAUUCGAGCUAACGUCUGAAGAUGUGGUGAGGUGUGUGGAAAAGAAGCCCACAGCGUUGCCUAAAGCAUUGCAGCAUGCCGAUGAGAGGGAUUACAAUUCAAACGACUUGGCUGAUAGUAGUGGUAGUGCAGGAACUUCUGAGAGGGGACAGAUAAAUUUUGAGGAGGGGCAGAGGCAUCAGAAGCAGCGUGCUGCCUCACUCGGGUCAAUAAAGGAAUUCAAUUUCGACCAUGUAAACGGGUUGGAUUCGGAUAAACCAUGUAUCAACUCAAACUGGUGGGCCAAUGAGAAGGUUAUAGGCAAAGAAGAAGGACCUGGGCAAAACUGGUCCUUCUUUCCGGUGAUGCAGCCGGGUGUCAGCUAGCAGAUGUAAGUAUAAUGGGUGGUCCAAACCCGGUUUCCGAUGUAGUCAAUACACACAUAUAACACAGAUGAACACAUUAAAUUGUUGGUCCCCAAACUGAAAAGUUAUGUGGGGUGUAGUUUGAUGCUGACUGCAGAUAGAUGGAUCCUUAAAGGGUUAGAUUGAAUCCUUUUUUGGGUUCUUUAGAUUGAAUCUUAAGGGAUGAAGAAGAUGGGCGAUGUUUUGUUAGAAAAUAGGGUAUUGGGUUAAUAUAGUAUUUUCGAUUCUAUCAGAAAAACUAACCCUUUAGACUUUAGUCCAUAGUCCUUCAGGUCUUGUUUCUCUGUAUGCAUUCUGGAAUGUAUUAUACUCACAUAGUGGCAGUUAGCAAUGCUAGUACAGAUUUUCAAACUCU
This is a messenger RNA of Spinacia oleracea (spinach), 2079 nucleotides long. RefSeq lists its product as uncharacterized. The transcript is spliced from 2 exons. The coding region runs from base 357 to 1685 and encodes 442 amino acids. Lineage: Eukaryota; Viridiplantae; Streptophyta; Magnoliopsida; Caryophyllales; Amaranthaceae. The record is from RefSeq and is a predicted model, not a curated record.